CCCAAACAGGUAUAAUUAGACGGGAAAUAUGCCACGUUAGCACAAAAGUAUGCCAUGCGCGCUACAAGAAAACAGCAGAGAAAGAGAAAUAGGACACCAGAUUCAAAGCAGUACCAUAGAGAGAUGUUUUGGGGUUUUUCCUAUAUGUGUAUAUGGUAUUGCAUGCCUUGGUGAAUUGCUCUCUGUUAUAUCCUGCGAGACUAAAUGGACCCCAGCACCCCCCUGCACACUACCUUGCGGCUCCAGGAUAGCCCAAUUGGUGUAUUUUGAUGCCUGUGCCCCGAAAGCUGUUCAAACACAAAGGGGGAACGGAGGCUUUGGCUCAGCCGGGAGCCCACAGAUACUAGGGGCGCAAUCCGUCAGUGCUGGCCGACCAUUGAUGCAGUGCACAUUGACGAUGCGAGGAAAAGGUCCUGUUUGCGUGAGUGGUAUUCUGGACACCGGAGCGGAUGUCAGAGUCAUCUCUGAAGACAGAUGGCCUGUGAACUGGCCGUUAGUACAAGUGGGGGAGGCAUUAAUGGGCAUUGGCGGGAAUGCUUUGCCUUUACAGAGCAAACACCUAAUUCAGACCCAGGGGCCCGAGAAUCGUGCUGCCUCAUUCACGGAAUCACGGAAUCACAGAAUCUUCAGAGUUGGAAGGGACCUCUAGAGAUCAUCUAGUCCAACUCCCCUGCUAGAGCAGGAUUGCCUACAGCACAUCCCUCAGGGCUGCAUCCAGGCGGGUCUUGAAAAUCUCCAGAGAAGGGGACUCCACAACCUCCCUGGGCAGCCUGUUCCAGUGCUCUGUCACCCUCACUGUAAAGAAGUUUUUCCGUGUAUUUGAACGGAACUUCCUAUGUUCUAGCUUGUGCCCUUGCCCCUUGUCCUGUCGCUGGGAACCAUUGAAAAGAGCCUGGCUCCGUCCUCCUUAAACCCACCCUUUAGGUACUUGUAAACGUUAAUCAGGUCCCCCCUCAACCUUCUCUUCCCCAGGCUAAAGAGUCCCAGCUCUUUCAGCCUUUCCUCAUAAGGGAGGUGCUCCAGUCCCAUAAUCAUCUUGGUUGCCCUACGCUGGACUCGCUCCAGUAGUGCCCUGUCCCUCUUGAACUGGGGAGCCCAAAACUGGACGCAGUACUCCAGUUGUGGCCUCACCAGUGCAGAGUAGAGGGGGAGAAUGACCUCCCUCGACCUACUGGCCACAGUCUUCCCUAUGCAGCCCAGGAUGCCAUUGGCCUUCUUGGCGACAAGGGCACACUGCUGGCUCAUGGAUAAUUUGCUGUCUACCAGGACCCCCAGGUCCUUCUCCUCAGAGCUGCUUCCCAGCAUGUCCGCCCCUAACAUAUACUGGUGUUUGGCAUUCUUCCUUCCCAGGUGCAGGACCCUACACUUCUCCAUUCCGUCCUUUUGUGUUAACUACGCCAAUUACUUUAUGGGGCGGCGACUGUAUGAGCCACUGGGGAAUACAGAUUGGGUCAAAUUUGUCUUAGGGGCCACUGUGGCGCAAGCCACCUUAAAGUUAACCUGGAAAUCUAAUAACCCCGUUUGGGUGGAACAGUGGCCCUUGUCACGCGAAAAGUUGCGCCGCCUUCAUCAGCCAGUUGAAGAACAGCUCCGAGAAGACCAUAUAGUCCCAACGACCAGUCCGUGGAAUUCGCCUGUGUUUGUAAUCCAGAAAAAAAGGGGCAAAUGGCGACUUUUACAUGAUCUAAGAAAAAUUAAUGCUGCAGUGGAAGAUAUGGGUACUCUACAACCCGGUAUGCCUUCACCCACUAUGGUCCCCCGAAAUUGGUGCCUCACUAUCAUUGAUUUGGAAGAUUGUUUUUUCACAAUCCCGUUGCAUCCUGAGGAUGCCCCCAAAUUUGCAUUUUCUGUGCCAUCUAUCAAGGAACGGGACCUCGGUGGGUUCCAGCCCGGUGUGUGCGCCCUUACAGGCAACAGCAAAGCCAAAAGGAUUGAAUGCGUCUGCUAUCCUGGUUCGGUCUACGGAGUCCCAACGAGCAGGCAUGGACGCAGUUGUGGAAGAAGAUCAAAGCACAGUGAGAAAACUGUACCAGGAAGAACAGGGAGUCCGCAUGUGCUCUUGAGAACAAGGACUCUCUUGCUGCCAAGGAUAAGUUUAGCAAUGCUACUGGUACGGCUAUUUCUGAGUUAUUGCUGAUGGAGAUAGUAGUCGACAUGCGACGCUGCAAAACAGAGCUGCUAUUGACUUUUUGCUUUCAGCUCACAGACAUGGUUGUCAAGAUUUUAAAGGACUGUGUUGUAUGAAUCUAAGUGACCACUCCAAAUCCAUCCAUGCCCAGUUGCAAGAACGGCACCGACCCAACCAGCAACUUGUGGAGACCACUGGGUGCAAUCUUUUUUGGAUGGACUUGGGGGUGGGGUUGGUUGAAGCAAAUUAUACUCGUUUGCCUGUGUGGAAGGAAUUUGUCUGUUAUGUUUAGUACGCUGUUUGCCGUGUUUAAUAAGCAUUAUACGAUCAGUUGUAGAUGCCGCUUUGCAUCGUACCCUGGUACGAGUUGUAGAAUAUGUUGCUGUAAAAACUGCGUGUGUAUCCAUGAGAACCUGACCUUCACAGAAGAAGAUAACAAGAAGGGAUUACAACAAUGUGGUCACGUAUCAGACAGCCGCCGUUAGCAAAGCCGGAUCACGAGUCUGGUGGGACUCGCUGCAUGCGCUGGCCACACGUGCAGCGACUCUAGCCUGUACUUCUCCACUCAAUCCGGUGCAGGAUAUAAGGGGUCUGUCUCGGGCCGGAGAGAGGGAGAGAGAGAUGAGUGCACUUUGAAGAUACAGGGGACGCCCUGGAGCGCUGUCUCUGUCGUCCCCCCCCUCCCAUAAGUUCUAUGUUCAUUAACCCCAACAGCUCAGAAGGCAUUACAGCACGUUGCAGGUAAGAUAUAGUCUACUACUGCUGCAAGACACGUUGAACACCUUCCUACAAGAAUUUCAACCUUACGCCCUGAUAGGACAGUGGGAUGAUGCACUCGCAAAGAGCCCGACUGCAUUAGAGUGGGUAGUUUUGCCACGUACCUUUUCCAAAACAGUAACUAUGAUGACUGAAAUGUUACCACGAUUGUUUUCCCAGGGUCGUUUGUGCUGUCAGCAGCUUUCUGGAAUGGAUCCAAGCCACAUACAUGUCCCUGUCAAAAAGGACGACCUUGACCCUUGGUUAUCACAAAGUCUUAACCUACAGAUUGCCUCAGUAGAUUCUACUGGGCAAAUAAAUUAUUCUCUCCCCUGCCUUUAGAGCCACAGGAGGUUGGUAUUCUAGGCUAAAUUCAGAUGGAUGCUCGUAAGUGUUUUAACUUUGCCAAAUGCUCUCGAAACGCAACAUAUCUCCAAAAGGUCACCCCUCUUGAUUACCGGGUACACUUUUGGCAGCCACCUGUGGUUGCCAUUUCUUCUUUCUCUGCUCCCGGUGUGGCUUCUGCAAAAGCCCUAACGCUCUUAAAAAAAGCUAGGUUGUUGGCUUGUGGAACAAAGUAAGGCUACUUCAGUAGCUCUUCCUGGCCUUUUAUUAGAUGUAGAUUCAGUACGCCAUGCAACUCUGUAAAAUAGAGCAGCCGUCAAUUUUCUGUUAUUAGCGCAUGGCCAUGGAUGUGAAGAUUUUGAUGGCACGUGCUGUAUGAAUUUAUCAGACCACUCUGAAUCAAUCCAUAAAAGUAUACAACAGUUAGAGCAAAAUGUGCAGAAAUUACGAAUGGGGGGAAGUUGGGGAUGGCUGGAUAACCUUUUUAACAGUUGGGGCUUAACUGGAUGGUUGCAAUCAGCUCUCAAAUUCUUGCUUUUUUGUAUAAGCAUAUUCUUGUGCAUUAUGCUUUGUAUUCCCUGUGUGCUACGGUGUGCACAGCGUCUUACAGAUAAAACCUUGGCCACU
Messenger RNA from Chroicocephalus ridibundus (black-headed gull), 3856 nucleotides. RefSeq lists its product as uncharacterized. The coding region runs from base 1154 to 2137 and encodes 327 amino acids. Lineage: Eukaryota; Metazoa; Chordata; Aves; Charadriiformes; Laridae. The record is from RefSeq and is a predicted model, not a curated record. The transcript is spliced from 2 exons.